GCUUCCUCAUGACACAACUUCGUCUUGUGCAACACAGCUUCCUCAUGACACAACUUUGUCUUGUGCAACACAGCUUCCUCAUGACACAACUUCCCCUGAUUCAACACUGCUUCUCCUUGACAACAAUUCAUCUGAGGAGGAAACAAGGCCCCCACACACAGCUUACCAAACGUUGAAUAGCUUACCUCACUGUUCCAGCUGUGCAGAACUUAUUUGUGCUAGAAAAAUGUACAAAACUUUACUACAGCUUGCAUUAGAAAAGUGCAAGCACAGAAAUGAAUGUUGCUGCAAGAAGAUGUUCAAGGAAAGUUUUUUAGAAGAACAUGAUGAAGAGCAAAAUGUUUCACAAAUCAAAAAUGAAAAGUUUGAUGAUUCCAGUUUUGUUCCACAAUAUGACUGCAAAAAAGGUACGAAUACAUGGAGAGGUCAUCAUGUGGUUGGUGAAUCUUGGUUUGAUGGAAUAAGCUCCGCAGACACCAGAAGCAAAAUAGCUGCCAAGAAAACGCACCUGGAAAUUCCUCAGCUCAUAAAUGCUAUCAAAUUUUGUGAGCAUGAAGAUGCACAGCAGCUCAAACAUGGUCGUCCAACCAGUGAUGAGAGCCAAAAUGCAACAAAGAACUCGAUGAUUGCUGGGAUAUUCAUGACUACUUAUUCCUUACCAUUUGUUAUAUAUACUGCAUUGUGCACACUUCUCUCAAUAAUUUGCCCAUCUCAUUUAAGUCAUCCCUUGGGCAACCAACAUCAGACUUACUUUACGCUUCAAAAUAUAACUCUUGCCAAUUAUGAAGUUUGUGCCACAACAAUGAAGAAUUUCUUUGCAACCACCUUUUCAGCUACAAGAAGUACCAGAAAAUUCAUGAUUUGCUAUGGCAGAGGUACAAUUCCUAUGGAUGCCUCUCGACAAUCUACUGUUGCCACCUAUGUUGCUGACAAUGGACUGCCUAAAGAAGUUCUCCUUGAUGUUUCAAUGGUGCGGCAUGGAAAUAUGCUGUCAACUAUGAAUCAUUUGAAAAAAAUUGUGGCAUCAUUUCUUGAUCCAUCAUCUAUUGCCUUUAUAUGCACAGAUGAAGCUGCUGUAUCCUCAGGAACAAACCAAGGACUCAUGGAAUUGUUGAGAGCUACUGAUAAAUAUAACAAUUUACUUGAACUUCCUGACUUUUACCAUAACUUGGAAAAUUUGUUGAAUGAAACAAUGCCUCAAUGGGUCAUUGACACUUUAUCAACAUGCAGAGCUAUUGGAUCAUUUAUGAACAACCACAAUGUAAUGAAGCAAAUCCACAGGCAUAUCAAUGUUAGUCUGGGAUCAACUUUUACUGUAAGCCUAAACCAGAGUCAGAGUCAAUCUGCUGAAAAUGUGCAACUCCACUUAGAAUCCAUUUUGAACAACAUCCAAAUUUUAUUUGAAGCCUUACCGGAAUUAAUACAUUAUAAGAAUUCAAUUGGUAACAGAGCAAAAUUAAUUCUAAGAUUGCUCGCUAAUGAUUCUUUUGUUGUCAGAAUGAUGAUGAUUCAUAGACUUUACAGAACUAUGCUUAGUAAACAAAAAUCUGCCCAAGACAUUAGCUUUGGACCAUUAGAAUACAAGCACAAAGUGGACAGCCUUUCUACAGAAUUGUGCAAAUUGAAAGAGCCUUCCAUAGAGAUUCAAACCUUCAUGAAGAGUGGAGUUAUAGUGUUGAACUCUGGUUCUUACACCUCCUAUAACUAUAAAGGAAUUAAAUUCAAAGAAAUAUCAUCAAACCUAGGCCUGGAAACCACAAAUAAACUUGACAGAUCAAGAGAUGAUGACAUGACUUCUUUGAUUGAAGAGAAUUCCAAAUGGAUAGACAAUAUUUGUAAAGAAGCCUGCAAUCACUUAGAAAUCCCUGCUCCCAUAAUUUAUGCUAGUGAGUCAUUUUCUCUCCAUUGCAAGUCAUUUAUGAUUUCAAAACAAUUGACAGCUAUCAAAAAACUGUAUGAUUCUGUGAACAUUCAAUUUGAGUCAUGUGGCAGUGCAUGCGCAGGACACCAAGAGUGCACUUGUUUAAAAAAUGACUAUACCAACUUCAUGGACGUGUUUCAAAGUGAGUGGCAGGCUGCACCUGACAACAAACUCCUCAAUAAUGAGACUAAGAGAUCACAGUCCUACACCCAGGCAUUUGCUCAUUACAUCAGCACAAACAACAGAGAAACAACAUAUCCAGUCAACAUUAUUCGAUGCCUUGAAGUCGUCCAGCUCAUGAAGCCAACUUUAUCACCUGCAAGAAGAGUGAUGUCACAUGUUGCAAUUACUUUGAGAAAUAGAUUUGAAUCCAAGGACUACUUGAAUGAAGCAAAAUGUGAUGAAGAUACCCUCAUUGAUACUGUGCAAAUGGAAGUUUUUCUUAGAUGCAACACGAACAUGGUACAGCACGAUGCUGACCUUGCAAAAGAAAUCUUUCUGAGUAAACAUGAAGAAUCUUUAAUGAAAACUGAGAAAUCUACAGAUGAGGGUACAGAAAUAUCAAAUAAUUUGAUCAAACUUGGCAGUGAAGUCGGGACAAAAAAUGUACAUAAAAGACCAUGUAUUCAUGAUUCAGAAGAAACAGACAUCAAAAAAAUUAGAGUCAAUUGUUUGACAUCAGAACAUGAAGAAGCUGAGCAGAGCCUCCCUCAAGUGUCUGAUGGUGAAGUGAAGUCUGAAGUACUGGAAGCUGGUGCUCUGUUGCCUGUCCAUGAAGUAUUUGUCGUCGACAAGAUCAAGGAGGAGUUGGAGGAUGUAGACAUCAAAGAGGAACCCUUCUAUGAUGAAAAGGUAGGCAUAAAAGCUGUAAGAGAAAAAUUUGAAGAAAUUAUUUCCCAAAGCUAA
Messenger RNA from Hyalella azteca, 2827 nucleotides. RefSeq lists its product as uncharacterized. The coding region runs from base 227 to 2827 and encodes 866 amino acids. The record is from RefSeq and is a predicted model, not a curated record. NCBI's taxonomy places the organism in Eukaryota, Metazoa, Arthropoda, Malacostraca, Amphipoda, Hyalellidae. The transcript is spliced from 3 exons.